Messenger RNA from Corticium candelabrum, 492 nucleotides. RefSeq lists its product as uncharacterized. The transcript has a single exon. NCBI's taxonomy places the organism in Eukaryota, Metazoa, Porifera, Homoscleromorpha, Homosclerophorida, Plakinidae. The coding region runs from base 13 to 492 and encodes 159 amino acids. The record is from RefSeq and is a predicted model, not a curated record.
AAAUGUUCACUAAUGAAAUCUGCACUAGUUGAGACAGCCACAUCUGUUCUAGGUUAUGAACAGAGGAAACACCCUGACUGGUUUAGAGACAACAUGGAAGUCCGCGAGCCCUUACUUCAAAAGGGAAACAAUUUGUACUUCAAAUGGCUUGGUGCAAGCAAUGCUUUGGAUCAUCACAUGUAUGCAGAAGCUUGUGCAAAGGCAUGGUUGGCAGUUCAAACAGCAAAGAACAAAUGGUUUGUAGCAAUAGCUGAGGAGCCCCAAAAACCAAAGUUUGAUGGAAAGAUGUGGAAAUGCAUAACAGAAAUGCAGCGUGGUCGUAGUGGCCUUGCUCCAAUGAAAACUGCAAUAGCUGCAGAUGAUGAUGGUGUUCCAUGUGUCACGACCAGUGUACAGAAGCAGCAGUGUAGACACCAUUUUACAAAAGUAUUGAAUUUCAUUAGUAGCGUUGACGCUGUCGAAUUGGAAAAAAUUGAACAGAGACCAUAUUGA